GGUGUUUCUAUUAUUUUAUUAAAAAAUACAACAAAUAUAGUAAAAAAAUCAGGAUGAAAUAAAUACAAUUUAUGGUUAAGAAUAGCGUAGCCAAAAAACCUAUUACUCAGAUAGUUGGUUUGAUGUGAAAUGUGCCUCAUAAUUGUUUUUAUAACUGAAAAAAAAUUACUUUAGCCAAGAAAAUUUGUAAGGAAGGCUGAAGUUCUUUGAGCGCAAGAAGAAAAUUUCUUAGCUCAAGAAAAUUCUACACCUCUUCAGAAAUUUGAAAUUUACUCCAGAAAUUUUCACUCUUUCUUAAAAUUUUCUUGGAUCAAGAAAAUUUACGCUUGUCAACGUUUCCUUCUUUUCUGUGUACAUUUUUACUUUUACUUUUACAUUUUGUAAGACAACAAGUCUUACAUCCUGAUAAAGAUAAUUGAGGUGACUAAUUUUUAGUAUGUCGCUAAUAAGCAGACAAUUUUCAUUAUAUCUAUUUCGCAAGGCUGACAAUUUUUAAUAUGUCGCCAAGCUGUCAAUUUUUAAUAUGUCGCUAAGCUGACAAUUAUUAAUAUGUCGCUAAGCUGACAAUUUUUAUUAUAUCCAUGUCGCAAGGCUGACAAAUUUUUAAUAUGUCGCUAAGCAGACAAUUUUCAUUACAUCAUGUCGCAAGGCUGACUGAUUUUUAUCAUGUCGCUAAGCUGACAAUUUUCAACGUGUCGCAAUGCAAAUAAUUUUUUUUGAGUGAAAAUAAGAUGCGUCGUUGACAGAACUAUUUUAUAUUACUUAAUAUACAAUGAAAUAUUACUUCCGGGAUUAUUUUGAAUUUUUUUCAAUAGAAAAAAAAAUAAAACAUACUAAUAAUAGAUAUAUCUAUGGUUAGAUUAAAUUACAUUUCUCAUGAUAUGCCAAAAAAUUUAUCAGUUUCAACGAAGCUCCUGAAUACGACUAGUCCGACAAAUCAAUUUUUGAAUGUGACAACAAUAACGAAUAUCAAUAUGAUACAACACUGAAAAAUUAGUAUUUAGGCAAGAUGGCUAUUGGAAUAAUUAAAAAAUUAUGCAACCGGCAAAUAUAUAAUGUUAGUUAGUAAGAUACCCUCCUCCGCCCUCUUACCACCACAAUGAAAUUUCUUCUAAUCUUAAUUAAUGUCUCAUUGUAUUAUUAUAUAGUAUAGAAUCGUCAGAAAUAUAGAGUCAAAUAAUAAAUUGCUUUGAGCUAUGCUUGAUUCAGUGACAUUCAUGUUCGAAAGUGACCAGGACGUUGUAAUUAACAAUAAGAAGCGGCAUCAGAAAGAUGACAAUAUUGUUAAUGAGCGGGUUGGUGAGGAUUUAAUUGAUACUAAGGCAGAAUUAAAAGGUCCUGAAAUUCAGGACAUAAAUCUUCAUAGAAGAAUGAAGAAAUUGGAGAUGGAAAUGCAUCGGUUGAGGAAAUGUGUAGGUGAAUGGAGGGAGGAGACAAGAGAAUUGAACGUUACAAUCAAAUCAUGGAUGAAUUUGUCGACUCAUAGUCAACAUUCACAAGGUCGCCCGACGUUCUUACCGAAUUAUCAACCGACAUUUCCAUCUCCACAACUUUCACCUUGA
Messenger RNA from Microplitis demolitor, 1562 nucleotides. RefSeq lists its product as uncharacterized. NCBI's taxonomy places the organism in Eukaryota, Metazoa, Arthropoda, Insecta, Hymenoptera, Braconidae. Bases 1197 to 1562 code for a protein of 121 amino acids. The transcript has 4 exons. The record is from RefSeq and is a predicted model, not a curated record.